AUGAUUUCGGAGAAGAGGAAACACAGCAAGGCCGACCAGGAGGGGGAAGACGCCCACACGGAUGUAGACGACCCCAGUUAUGAGAUGGACGAGUGGGGUGAAGUCAACAUGGAGGAACACCAACUAGAUAGCCACGAUGAGGAGGAGGAGCAGGAAGAAAGGAAGAGAAGAAAGCAGGAAAGGCGAAGGCUAAAGGAGGAGAAGAAAAGACUCAAGGAAGAGGCCAAGAAACAACCUAUAACAGCGAGAAAGAAAAAAAGUGUCCGCUUCGAACAUGAAGAUGUCACCAACGAACAAAUUCUCAACUUCUUCAUCCAAUCCUACAAGAACAAAAUAAGCAUAGAGCACGACGAGCUGUGCCAAGUAAUGACUGGCAAGAAAUUUUUUGACAUUGAACGAUUGGCAAAAAACGCCACGGAAAUUACCCACCAGUCACUGAUGCUGAAAAAUAUACAAAAGGAACAGAAAAAUUAUUGCACACAAUGUGGCUACAUGUACAACCAUGACGAUUACAUGUACAUGUAUAUGAAACGUUUUAAUGCUUCAAAAUUUAAGCAGACCAGUAACUGCCUCAGUGGAAAAAGCCUCCAUAGCCCAUUUAGUGGUGUCAUGGAAAAUGCCCAAUUUGAUAAUGAAAAUUCCAUCAAGUGUAUUUAUUGCGGAGCCAUAAUUGAUACCAUAGAAAUGUAUGACCACUGGGAUGGAAAAGAAAAAUACAUUGAAUUAAAUUCCUACAGAGAAAAAUAUAUAUUCGACAAAAAUAAAAAAACUUAUUGGAAAAAUAAAAUCACCUCCAUUGAGAAAAACGUUUCCCUAUUUAAGGAAGAUCAAAAUCAAGCCUAUAAUAUUACGUAUGAAAAGUGCACAGAUUGUGGUAAUGACUUUUUGCAUUUUAUUAAUAUACAAACCAGAAGUGCCGAUGAAGGAUCCACCAUCAUUUAUUUCUGUCCCAAUUGUAAGAAGCAGACAACUGUUAAUAAUUAA
Molecule: messenger RNA, 984 nt
Organism: Plasmodium fragile
Lineage: Eukaryota; Apicomplexa; Aconoidasida; Haemosporida; Plasmodiidae
Exons: 1
Coding region: 1-984 (327 amino acids)
Biological process (GO): DNA-templated transcription
Molecular function (GO): zinc ion binding; nucleic acid binding
Source: RefSeq, a predicted model, not a curated record